AAAGUGUCGGGGCUGCUUCAUUUCUCCACAUGCAACAUCUAUGUACAGUGUGAUUGUGCACACGGUAAAGACGAACAAGCAUACGAACGAAACGACAGAACGAACGAAUGGGCGAGCAAGUGUAUACCGAGCCGGAUAUAAACGUUCGUUGGCAAUAUAGGUGCAAUAGCAAGCUAUACGGAAAAUUGUCUUUCUGUCGCACGAGCGACACACCGCUCGUGUUGAAUUUCCAUUCAAUUCGCCACAGAAUUGAAAAUUAUGACGACGCACACCAACCAUACGAAUGAAACAUUUUGCUGUUUUAACAACAUCCCAAACAGUUUGAAUAUGAACGUUGAACGGGUAACAGUUUCAAUGUGAUGCACUCUCGAAACAUUUUCAAUUUCAAUUCAUAUAUAUUCAAAUGUUACGUACUAGAACUAAUAUCCGAAUCACGUAUACCAUAAACUAACCAAUUUAUUUUUGAUUGCUGCAUUUUAAUUACAUCUAAAUGUAUAUACAAAUCUAUUUACUUCACAAUUUCACAUACAUUCGUAAGUCAAAAAGUUUAAAACAAGUGAAAAAUUGAUGUACAUGUAAAUAUGAUUUUGUAUUUUUCGUUAAAGUAAACGUUUCGCGCUACAAACAGUAAUUUUUCUGCAAAAUGACAUAGAAUAAGAAAGAGAGUGGACGAGAGAGAGAGAGAGUAAAAGAGAGAAAGUGACAGAAGCAGAAAGUGAACAGUGCGAAGCAAUUUUAUACAAAUUAAUAUAACGUUUAAUUAUUUAUCAUUUUGAAGACUUAUCCGCAAGACGCGCCAGAAGUUGGAAAUUGAUUCUUAUGUACAAGUAAAUAACAACAUAAUUGAAACUCAAUUCGGGUGUAUUACACACAAAUAACUUAUCGUAACAAAAAAAAAAUCAACACUUAACGUAUUAGCAGUUGAGAGAAAAAAGGAAAUUGUUUUGUAAAAUCAUUGUGAAUGACACUGUGUGUGUUUGUGUUUGUGUACAAAGUGAACUAAAUUACAUAGUAUAAAACCCAAAGAGCACCCGGUCCCAUGAAUAUCAACACAGGCAAAAAAACUGCUUUCGAGAUUACAAUAUAAACAAUAAAACGUGACAUUUUCAAGUACUGUGCUCAGCAUCCAACAAACCGGAAGCGCACUCACUGACGACUUUGCUGUCCACUCCAAUUUAGCAAACUGGGUACACAUGGAAGUCCAAGGCGUAGAAAUGCUGGUCACGAUCCACCAGUAAAACAUUUAGGCCUCGGAGAAGUGAAGCGAUUUACUGGAGGAAUGCACAAUACAGAAACUCUACCUGUUACUGACAAUGGAAUUGGCGAUCACCAUCAGCACAACAAUCAUCACCAAUAUCAGCCGUUGGUUCGUCAUCAAGCCAAAGUGGAUUCGCAUAAAUCAGUUUGCGUAAAACCUUCGUCGCAAUUGUCAUCGCCGUCAACACCUACAUCCAAUAUUCCAUCGUCAAAUGUAUGCACUUCAUCGUCGGUUACGCUGUCGACGUCCAGCAAUAGCGCAGGACUACCAACAGUAUUAUCAAAUCAAAACACCACACUGCUUUUGAGUGGCGGUGCCAGUGCAAAUGGUAAUAACAACAAUCUCACAAGCUGCAACGGGGUACGAGAAUGUGCCGGCUGCUGUAAACGCAUCACCGAGCGAUUCCUAUUGAAAGCUUUAGAUUUAUACUGGCACGAGGAUUGCUUAAAAUGCGGAUGCUGUGAUUGUCGAUUAGGUGAAGUCGGGUCCACUCUUUAUACCAAGGCAAAUUUAAUUUUAUGUAAACGGGAUUAUCUUAGACUAUUUGGCACUACGGGCUACUGUGCUGCCUGUACCAAAGUGAUACCUGCAUUUGAAAUGGUGAUGCGGGCAAAAAGUAAUGUAUAUCAUUUAGAAUGUUUUGCUUGUCAGCAGUGUAAUCACAGGUUUUGUGUAGGUGAUCGUUUUUAUUUGUGUGAGAAUAAAAUUUUGUGUGAGUACGACUACGAGGAAAGAUGUGUGUUUGCUAAUAUGGCGUAUAAUCCAUCUAGUCUGGCGCAUAUUCGGAGACAAGUGAGCAGUUUACAGCCAGCAGGAGACAGUGGUAUGAAUAAGAGGAACGGUGGAAAUAUUGGCAUGAGCUGCGGUAAUAAUGGUAGUCGUUCGAGCGUUGCAUCGAAUUUUCAGCAUCCAAUUAUAUCAUGUUUGAACGAAGUAAAAGACCAGAAGAACCAACAUCAACCAUCCCAAAAUCACAAUUACAACAACGUAAAUCAUAUGUUACAUUCACAAAAUCAACAGCAUCAGGUGCAACAACAACACCAUCGUGACAGUGGCUACGGAAGCAGUCCGGAAACCAAAAUCACCGAAUUUGACUCACAAGUGCAUUGAUAUGAAGAUAUUUUCUCCAUUGGUAUCGAUUCGAACCGGACAUACAAUUGACGAAUUCACAAUCCAUAUGAUCUGUAAUGAUUAUAAAUAAAUCAGAUUACACAGUAUGGUGAAAGACUACACUGUAGCUCCAUUAAA
This is a messenger RNA of Contarinia nasturtii (swede midge), 2506 nucleotides long. RefSeq names its product LIM/homeobox protein Lhx9-like. Lineage: Eukaryota; Metazoa; Arthropoda; Insecta; Diptera; Cecidomyiidae. Gene Ontology annotation, cellular component: nucleus. The transcript is spliced from 8 exons. Gene Ontology annotation, molecular function: DNA-binding transcription factor binding; transcription coactivator activity. Gene Ontology annotation, biological process: positive regulation of transcription by RNA polymerase II. The coding region runs from base 1280 to 2368 and encodes 362 amino acids. The record is from RefSeq and is a predicted model, not a curated record.